AUGUCGCCAUUCAGUUGUCCACUUUGUGUAUCGAAUCGGUGUUUCGGCAGUUUUGCCAAAAUGUUCCAACAUAUAACAUUGUAUCAUCAGCACGAGCCAAAUUUCAAUAUCACAUGCGACUUACAUAAUGCAUGUGGAGUUUUGUACAGAAAUUAUUCUGCUUAUAAAGCUCAUGUCUAUCGACGACACGCAUCUGAAGUUCUGUUGAAAAACAAACCGAAUAAUACUUCAAAUGUUACUCCUAAUGAAAGUCAACAGCAAGAAAGUAUGAAUAAUCUAUUUAUGGAAUUAGGUACAAUCAACGAUUGUGAUAAUACAUGUGAUCCUGCUAAUGAUGAUAUUGAAGCAAUUCUUAUAGAUGAUGAUUGCGAAACGAAUAUUUGUAAUCCUGAAUUGUUUUUUGAUUCCAUUAACGCCGACGAAAGCUUUUCUGAAUUUUUGUUGAUUAUGAAACGAUCGUACUUGCAGUUUAUUUUGGAAUUACGUGAAGAAUAUUUACUGCCGCAAGGUGUUACAAAUAUCAUUUCCACGUACAUUGUAACGCUUUUUCGUCAUUUAGAAAUUUUAUUGAAUAAAAAAGCAUUUAUUCCAUCUACAAAUAUUUAUUCAUCUUCAACGUCGUUACCAGAACAAAACAAGAAAAUAAUUGAAAUUUAUCAACUGCACGAAAUAUUCAAUGAUUUAUCAAAUAUGAUCGAAUCGAUUUCUAAAAAUAAUUAUCAAUUUAUUAAAAGUUGUGAGAAAUAUUUCGAUUUUAAUUUACCUGAACAAGUUGUGUUAUCAUCACCUAAUGAACCUAUCGAAUCAGCUUAUUUUAUUCCGAUUGAUCGAACAUUGUCAUUGAUGUUAAAAUCUCAACGACUUCCUUUAGAAAUCUCGGAAAAUAUUCAACAACAACGAAUCAGCGCAGAAAAUGAUUCGGAUCUAAUGUAUUCAAUAAGAGAUGCGCAUUAUGGUAAUCGUUUCGAUGAAGAUAGCUUUUUAAUCCAGUUGUAUUUGGAUGACAUUGGUCUUACUAAUCCGAUUGGUGCGAAACGCGACAAACAUAAAAUGACUAUGAUAUAUUUUUCUCUGGAGGAUGUACCAGAUAAAUAUCGAUCGAAACUCGAUUUCAUUCAGUUAGUUGCUGUUUGUGAGAGCAAACAUCUCAAAAACGAUGUUAAAGCUCGCCGCUUCUUCGCGCCGAUUAUUGAAAAUUUAAACAAGUUGCAAUUGCAUGGUAUUUCAAUUCAUGGCGUUCAUCUUACGUUUUCUUUCUCUACCGUUGUUGCUAACAAUCUAGCAUCCCAUUUUAUAGGUGCAUUUCAAUCUUGCUUCAAUGGUGGUCAUUUUUGCCGAAGGUGUUAUAUUACAUAUUCAGAGAAGAAUUUGCCAAUUCCAUUAUCGAAAAUUCAGACUCGAUCAAUGAUUGAUCACGAUGAUCUUGUUGAUAAGAUCAUCAAUGAUCCUAAUAGAAUACCUUUGAAAGGUGUUAUUGGACCUAGUCCUUUGCUAGAGUUGAUUGGUUUUCAUGCAACAACAUCAUUACCUCGAGAUCUCAUGCAUGAUUUCAUUGAAGGAAUCUGCCCAGUGAUUAUAAUUUCUUUACUCAAACAAGCGUCUUCAUUGCGAAUUUUAACAUACAUGCGCAUACAAGAACGUAUGGAAAACUUUCAAUAUGGAAAAUUUGAUUCCAGCAAUCAACCGCCACCACUACUUGUAAAACACCUUCAAAACGAUCAUAUGGUUGCCACAGCCGCUCAAAAAUUAUGUUUUUUCAAGCUUUUCCCUAUAAUUUUUAAUGAUACAGUUGAUCUUUUACCUUCAUUUAUAGUAUACAAAGUACUACGAGAAAUACUUGAUCUUAUAUUGUCUUAUCCAUUUCGAAAAAAAUGGUUGUAUAUACUUGGUGAAUUAUGUGAUACUUUCCACGAAACAAUGCUAAGUCAUUUUCCGGAAAAAAUAACGCCAAAGGGUCAUUUCAUUCGCGAGUAUAAAUACAUGAUAAAUGAUUUUGGUCCAGCAGUUCGACAAUGGUGUUUUCGAUAUGAAGCCAACCAUUCCUACUUCAAGAAAAUCACGGCCCGAACGAAUAAUUUUAAAAACAUUGCGAAGAUGCUUGUUACACGUUAUCAUUUAAAGCAAUGUUUGACAUUUGGUCAUUUAUCUCAAUUACAAUCAAAUAAAUAUUCAGUUGGAAUAAAAAAAGCUCGAAGUACUUGCUUCGAUUCAGCAAUGAAAGUUAUCCUACUGAAACAUUUCGAUCAUGCUGACUUUGACACAGAUUUUUAUCAAUGCAAAACGUUAGUUUAUGAUAAUGUUGAAUAUCGCCGAUGUGGAGUGCAUAUUAUAGAUUUAAAACCAUCUCAUGAGCAACCGAUAUUUGGUCAAAUUGCUAUGAUUAUAAAAAAGAAUGAAAAAUGGUGGUUAUUAAUUGAUGUUCUUGAUACCAUUUGUUAUGAUGAAAAAUUGUUUGCUUGGCAAAUACAAUCUACAGCUCGAUACUCUUUGAUUGAUCCUAAUAAUUUAGUUAUUAUUUGUUUUCUAGAACAUGAUGUAGAUGGUCCAACGCUCAAGAUGCUGAAUAAUGUUGAACGAAUAUCACUGUUAAUACCGAAACUGAAACAACAGUUACUUUUCUUAGAAGAACGUGAGAAAUUAUUUCGAAAAGUUGAUGACGGUUCAGUUUCGUGUGAUGGUUCGAUUUCAUAUGAUGGUUCAAUUUCAAGUUAUGGUUCAAUUUCAUGUGAUGAUUCAGUUUCAUGUGAUGGUUCAUUAAUUAAUACAUCUACAAUACCUAAAGCACCAAUUUUUACUGCAACAAAUGCUCAAACAACACCUGCUGUUUCAGUUAAUUCGAAAUCACAAUCUUCAAUUUCUCUGUCAACUCCAAAUCUUUCAUCAAGAAUGUCUAUGAAUAAUUUAACAACUGGUCAAGUUAUUACUGUUGCAGAUACUUCUUCAUCUUUUCCAGAUGUAUAUGAAGUACCAAUAUUACCAAAAGCUUUAUUAAAAGAUAUUGAAUCUGGAAAUCUCAAAAGUUUUGGUCCACAUUGUCAAAGUCGGCAAAUACUAAUCGAUGCAGUAGUUCACGAUCUGAUUGAAAAUUAUAAUUUACUCUAUCUAUCAAAAACACAAUAUAAUAUCGUUGGUUCUGCUCUUGUACGAUGUUUGAAAUUACCUUCAACACCAGAAAAUCUAACGAUUUGGAAAGAUGCUUUACAAACUAAAUUAAAACGUACACGUGCUGAUUAUCCAAAUAGCAGUCUUGUUCAAGUAUUUCGAUUUAAAUAUUCCAAGGUGGGAUCUGGACGUCCAGUCAAACAAAAAAUUGGCGAAAUUGUUGAACGUGAUAGACAUAAACAGAUGGUAAUAAUGCCAUAUAGCAACGAGCUGUCUGAUGAAAUUCAAACUAAAGUGGUACAAUUACAAAAUUUUUCUGAACUUGAAGUAAGUACGCAAUUACGGUUAUGGAAAGAAACAUUUAUCUUUCGUCGACAAGUCGUACGAGAUCAAUCAACAAGUGAUAUAAUAAAGAAUUUUCCUGCUUAUAGUAAUCCUUUUUUGAUUUUCGAAGAAGUAAAGAUGUUGAUGAACAUUGACUUAAGUAAAGAAGUUCGACAACAAGUUCCUAUUUUACUAGAUAAAUUAGUCGAAACUCCUGCAUUCAUUGCCGAUUCAUCUCCUAUUCGAUUAAUUAAAAUCUUAUGUCGAAAAUUCGGCGAGACUGUUCAACAUGUAUUCUGCGAAAACGAACCACCAACGCCUUAUCCAACAUUGGUCUCGAUUGAUGGUAUCAUUCAUAUUUACGUUGACUUUCAUCCGAUCGUUUCAACUAGUUCACCAGAUGAUGCUCUUGGUCUUCUUAUCGCAAUGUAUUCUAUUUUUGAAUUAUCAUUUGAUAAAAAGAGCAGAACCAGCCGAUUUUUAUAUUGUGUUUUAUAUGGUUGUAAACAAUUUAUAUCAAAUUCAAUUCGAGUAUUGAUAAAGGAAAAGAAUAUUGAUAUUCAUUGUGAACGUCUUCAACUGCCAUCUAUCUCGUCCUAUUCAAUCUCGAACAAUACCACAACACCUACUAGUGAAUCUCAAAAUCAGUUACAAAUUGUUACAAACGUAUUGGAUUCUUCCAUUGAUAAUCGUGAUUCUUUUAUAAUAAGUCAAACAACAGAACCAACAACUUCAACUGAUAGUUCUCGUUCAAGUGCAGAUAUGGCUUUUGAUACAAAUGAAUGCAACGAGAACCUGUCACCGUCUGAUUGUAAUUCUCAACUUCAAACAAGAAAGAAACGAAAACGUAAACAAAACUUAAAUGAAGAAGAACAUGAUGAUACAUUGAUGAGAAAUGUUCCAAAAGAAAAUACUGAGUCUUCUCUAAGUCGUGUUCCACUUGCUAGUAUGACAAAUUCAAGUGUUACAAUACGACAAACAAAACGUAAACGACGGACUUGA
Rotaria socialis is the source of this 4428-nucleotide messenger RNA. NCBI's taxonomy places the organism in Eukaryota, Metazoa, Rotifera, Eurotatoria, Philodinida, Philodinidae. The record is from the annotation of a GenBank genome assembly.